UUGGUGUACUCUGUUCCACCAUGCCAGUCAUUGUGAUGGCUGUGCAACACUGGAUGAUUCUCCCUGCUGAGGACACUCGGUGAUAUCAGGAGCAAUGCGAUCCAGAUCAACAGCAAGGUUCCGUCAAAGCUCUGACUGUGCACCACUCUCACCUUGCAAUGGGUGGUUUGAGGAAGAACAAUUCAAGAAGAUGGAGCAAGCUGUCAGCCUGUCACCUAUUCCCGUGUACUGGCUGGGCCAUGAUGAUGUCGGAAGCAAUGGAAGGGGGAAUGGACUGCUGCAGAGCAGUAAUUUCCUGCAGUGCAGCAGUGCUGCAGUGGUCCAUAUCAGUGACGUCAAGAGGGAGGGAAUACGGAAAUGGAGGGAAGAAAAGAGGUCAGCUUCAGCAGAAGAUUCUAUAUGGAGGGAGAGGGACUCUCCGGAGUAUUCCGAAGGUGUAAGGCUUUGCAUGGGGAAGGGAAGUGAUGGAGCUUGCUGGCAUGUGGAGGGCGGGGGGACUGUUUCGAAGGGCAUGGGGCCUUUGCCUGUUCAAGUGACUGAGCUCGUUGACGUAUGGAGGAAGGCUAUGGCAUUGCCUGAAGGCGGAAGGCCUUUGCUUGUGGUUGUGGCCUCAUGUGCGGGGAUAUGGAGGGAAGUGGCCAAACCUGCUGGGUUAUGGAGGGAGGGAGACAUUUUCAAAAAUAUGUGAGGGAUGGUAAGGCCUUUGUAUGUGGGAGUGACUGAGUUUGCUGCAAAGAUAACUAGACUUAAUGAGCCAAGAUUAUUUUGAUGAUCGCAUGCAUACAAUGCUUAUAUGAGUUGCGUUUAGUUAAUUGCAAAUUCUAAAAUUGGCUACUUCAUGAAUGAUAGGCAAGUUAACUGGGAGAUCCAACAAAUUUAUGUACAUUAGUGCAUAGUCGUUUGUGUACACUAGCGCCUUGUGUCUGUUAGUCCACUGAUACAGGAGCAUAUACUUGGGUCACUUGGGUGUUCAUCAGAAAUUUGAGCGAGAAUGUGGUCAAUAUGCUGGCAAGGUGUGUAUUGGCAGAACGGUGUUGUACAUAGAUUGCCGCAGUGAGAGGACGGUUUGCGCAAGAGUUCUGUGUUUUAUGUUCCGGGAAUGAAGUGGCCAUUGGCCUGGGAGAAAAGCACUCGCUUGCGGUUGUGUGCAUACAGCUUACGGUGUAUGGUGUAUGUUAGUGUAGUAAUUUGUUAGCAUCAUGAGGUUUUGUGUUAACGUGUCGACUCAAUCGAGUUCUUUGGCUGAGGAUGGUAUGUAUUGUGGCUCACCUGACAGAUUUGACACAUGCUCACUUGCCAGACGGUUGACCACAAAUAUUUGUGGGUUUAUUGUAGAGAGGGUUAGGUUCUGCCUUCUGCUCCUAAUAUCUGAUGAUUGGUACACAGUCGAGAUCUGGGUUGAACUUGUAAGCGCAGGAUGGUAAGAAGUCAAACGCCAGUGGAUCAACGACCAAUUGCGACAUGUAGAUAAAUUGCGACAUGUAGAUGGAAAGGCUUGUAUAUGUGCAACUUAUUGCCGGGAUGGACAAGGCAAACCAAUUCCCACCCUAGAGAAUGGUCGGCAGUAGUUUGUGCGUAGAAGGGAGUACGAAUUUCUGUCAAGGGGGUAGGAUACGGAGGUACUUUGCAGACAGUGAGUGACAUGUGGACAUUGUCAGCAGAAAAGAGGUGAGCGGCUGUGCAAGUGUGCAUACAUCCAAGAUCGAGUGGUGAGUAGUUGAAAGUGUCUCUCUUUGGAUCUGUCAGUGAAUCAAAUUUCAACCGUUGG
Messenger RNA from Chara braunii, 1768 nucleotides. The record is from the annotation of a GenBank genome assembly. Lineage: Eukaryota; Viridiplantae; Streptophyta; Charophyceae; Charales; Characeae.